This is a messenger RNA of Closterium sp. Naga37s-1, 1998 nucleotides long. NCBI's taxonomy places the organism in Eukaryota, Viridiplantae, Streptophyta, Zygnematophyceae, Desmidiales, Closteriaceae. The record is from the annotation of a GenBank genome assembly.
AUGCUCUCACCACAAGCACUUGCUCUCACCACCACAAGCACCUGCUCCCACCACAAGCACCUGCUCUCACCACCAGCACCUGCUCUCACCACCAGCACCUGCUCUCACCACAAGCACCUGCUCUCACCACAAGCACCUGCUCUCACCACAAGCACCUGCUCUCACCACAAGCACUUGCUCUCACCACCACCAGCACCUGCUCUCACCACCACCAGCACCUGCUCUCACCACAAGCACCUGCUCUCACCACAAGCACCUGCUCUCACCACAAGCACCUGCUGUCACCACCACCAGCACCUGCUCUCACCACCAGCACCUGCUCUCACCACCAGCACCUGCUCUCACCACCAGCACCUGCUCUCACCACAAGCACCUGCUCUCACCACAAGCACCUGCUCUCACCACCACAAGCACCUGCUCUCACCACCACAAGCACCUGCUCUCACCACCACCAGCACCUGCUCUCACCACCCCACACUUGUUGCCACACGCGCUGCUACCACCCGCAUUGCUGCCUCCCCUGCUACUGCCACACCUAUUGCCACACGCGCUGCUGCCACCCGCACUGCUGCCUCCCCUGCUACUGCCACACCUGUUGCCACACGCGCUGCUGCCACCCGCGCUACUGCCUCCCCUACUACUGUCACACCUGUUGCCACAUGCGCUGCUACCACCCGCACUGCUGCCUUUCCUGCUACUGCCACACCUGUUGCCACACGCGCUGCCGCCACCCGCACUGCUGCCUCCCCCGCUACUGCCACAUCUGUUGCCACACGCGCUGCUGCCACCCGCACUGCUGCCUCCCCUGCCACUGCCACACCUAGUGCCGUUGCUCCUUGCAAGGUGGGUUCCUCAGGUGCGACGACGACGGGUGCUAUUCUUAGGGGACGCUUGUCUGGUAGUGGGAAUAAGGUGGAUAAGGGGGAAGGGGGGGCAGGUGAGAAGGGGAAGGUGGUGGACAACACGAAGGGGAAGGCCAUAGAAAUUAAAGAGGCAGACAAGAGGAAGCACGCGGUGGGCAAAUGGAAAGGGAAGGCAAAGGUGGAUGAUGGGCAGGAGGGGGCGAGUGGAGGUCAUAUGGGUGGUGAAGGGGGGGGUUUGGAAAGGAAGGAGAAGAGAUGCGAGGGCAAUGAGGCGAAGGUUGGUGCAAGCAAGCAGAAACGGCCCUUGAGCGCGACCCAAAGCGAGAUGACUCGCUGGUCCCGCGCGCGCAUGGUUCAGAUCUCCCGCGAAAACCCCUCCUUAUCGCCUCUUCAGGCGUACAACGCCGCCCAGCGGCUCUGGAGGAUACACCGGUUGAACAGCGAGGUGCAGGCGAGGCAGGAGGAGGGCGAGGAGGAGGGCGAGGAGGAGGGCGAGGAGGAGGGCGAAGAAGAGGGCAAAGAAGAGAGUGAGAAAGAGGGUGAGGAAGAGGGAUGCAUGAAGGGCGGCGAUGAGACCGAGAAGGAGGGCGAGGAGGAGAGCGAGGAGGAGGGCGAGGAAGAGGACGAGGAGGAGGGCGAGGAAGAGGGCGAGGAGGAGGGCGAGGAAGAGGGCGAGGAGGAUGGCGAGGAAGAGGGCGACAAGGAUGGCGAAGAAGAGGGCGAGGAAAAGGGCAAGAAAGAGGGUGUAGAAAAGGGUGAUGACGAAGUACGUGCAUCAAGUGACGACGAUGUUCAGGAGGUGCAGCUGAUGCGAGAAGCGGGUGAUGGAGAUGUGAGGGAGCAAGAAAAUGUGGAGAAAGGGGUUGGUAGGGCCAGCACCAGUGGCGCGAAUGGUAGGGGCAGAAAAAGGAAAGCAGUGGAGAGUCGCAUGAGUGAGUCACAAUUGGAUGCGAGUGAGACGGAGACGCAAUUUCAUGCGUCUCAGAUCAUUGGCACACAGUUGCCGCCUUUUUUCACUGUUGAUGACACUGUUGUUCCUGAAGUCUCGAGGAUGAAUGGGGCAACCCGAAAUGCCCCUUUCCCCUCUUUGUUGCACGCAACCUCAUCUACCCUUUUUAAAUGUGAUGCCACUUAG